Molecule: messenger RNA, 1092 nt
Organism: Cryptosporidium ubiquitum
Lineage: Eukaryota; Apicomplexa; Conoidasida; Eucoccidiorida; Cryptosporidiidae
Exons: 1
Coding region: 1-1092 (363 amino acids)
Biological process (GO): meiotic DNA double-strand break processing; meiotic DNA double-strand break formation; reciprocal meiotic recombination
Cellular component (GO): nuclear chromosome
Molecular function (GO): DNA topoisomerase type II (double strand cut, ATP-hydrolyzing) activity; ATP binding; DNA binding
Source: RefSeq, a predicted model, not a curated record
AUGGUAAAAGAAUGGAGAAAUUUGUUUGAAAAAGAGGAAAGCAUGGGCAAGUUGAGCAUUUUGGAUAGUGACGAGAAGGGUAUUAUAAGUAGACUGGAAAGGUCAGUCUGUGACGUACUAAGAGAGUUGAUUGAUGGAAACAAGAGGGGUCAAAUUUAUAGUUCAACUUGCCUAGUUUCAGUUAUGAAUAUUCUCCACAGGAAUGUUAAAGAAGGUUUCCAUUCAACUUUAAGGGAUAUUUAUUAUAACAACCCAAGUUUAUAUACAAAACAAAGUAUUUCGGACAAAUAUAUAGCUCAAGUAACACAUCUGGUACAUACUCCUAGAGAGCUUUUAAAUGUGGUUUCCACAGCUAGAGGAAGAAUAAGAGGUCCUUUGGUUAUUCAGGGAUCUGAAUUUGGACUUAGUGCUGGAAGAAGUGAAAGAAGAGAAGUGAGACUGGAUUGUAUGUCAGUUUUCGAAAGUAUGGGGCAUUCUAUAAGCCCAUAUUUAUUUAAAAGGAUGAAUGGAUUAAAGUUUACUUACUACUCAAAAAUCAAGUUUGUUUUGGUAGUUGAGAAGGAUACAAUUUUUCAGAGACUUUUAGAGUUUGGAUUUCACAAAGAAUUUGAUAAUUCUUGUAUUUUGAUUACAGCCAGGGGGUUUUCCGACCUACCUACUAGGACAUUACUAUACAGACUAAGUCAAGAUCUUCCAGAGGAUACCAAGUUUUGGAUUUUAUGUGAUUACGAUUGCUUUGGGCUUUCAAUUGCAGCAACAUAUGUAAUGGGGGGAAAAUCAGAUACUUGGUACGAUUCGAGUUUUAACAUCUCAAAACUUUUGCCAAUUAGAGUUCCCCCAGUGUCAAAGUUAAUAGAGAGUAAGCUUAUAACAAACGAUAAUGUUUUUAAUAUGACAGAAGACGAAAUUUCAAGGAUAGUUAACACCAGAAACAGAUUAAUAAGUUCAAAAGAAAUAUCGGAAGAGUCAAAAUUAGAGUGGAACUUAGUCUGCCAGCAGAUGCAGGAAGACCAAAAAAGAUUUGAAAUUGACUGUAUUGUAGGGAUUGAAGAGUGGCUAGUCAGAUUAAUAAAAUCUACAUUGCAAGAAUGA